GGAUAAAUAUAGAACAGAUCAAUAGGGCGAGAAUCCCUCAGCUGGAACGAGACUACCUCGUGGGGUCAAUUUCAUUGCGCUUACUAUAGCUAGUCAGCUGGUGGCUUGGGUUAGCCUAUUUUUAUCACAGUCGCCAAUGCUUUCUUUCAACAGGUACACACAUUUUGUCUGAGGGUCGGGUACCGACACGUAUACGUAUGGUGACCAGUUGGACUUGUAUCGACAUUCAAGUGACCCACUGGACAUUCCUUUAUGUGUACAGAUGACCGUUGAGGAUUUGUUUUCGCUGUGAAUGGACACUCUUGUUCAUGUAUGAGUGACACAUGGAUCAAUACCAUAUACCUCAUGUUACCACACAUGGAAGUGUAGACGUACGUCGGUGGUCAGACGACAGGAUACAUCUUAAAGAAGCGGUGAUGAGGGGGUAAUAACGACAGGAUGGCUGAGAAAGUCUGAAGACAGCAUGCUGGUGACAUCUCCGUCCAGUUGAGAUCUAGAUCGUUGACAUACAGAUGAGACCGCCGAUCAAUGAAUGUUAACACAAAUAACGUGAGACAAGGAGAGUUUUAUUCACCGAGUGACAACAUGGAUCAGGCGUAUAAUUUCACCAUAUACGCCAUGUCUGUGAUGGGCUUUGUGCCAAAGUUGCUUCGUUCUCGACUCACCUUUUUAACCGUGGUCAUGUUUGUUGGGAUAUGUGUUCUGUAUACCAUCGACAAUUUUGACGUAACGUACAGGUAUGAAGAAAACCAUAACAUGGAGUCGUUGAUUAAUGGUCCAAGAAGGUCGUUCUUUGGGCUACAUGUGGAUGUCCUUAAAAUAGUCAACAGGAAAUUUCUUAAUUCUACAACCCAAGUAGAGGAUAUUGCAAUAGUUAAUCCUCACCCUUUCCGAUAUAUAAACAAUCCUGGUCACUGUCGGUAUAGGAACAAGGGUAUUCGUACAAUAUUGAUCGUCGUGAAAUCUACCGUACGUAAUGUUUUACUGAGACGUUCUAUAAGGAAAACAUGGGGCAAUGUUAGUGACGAAAACGUCAAAAUAGUGUUUAUGUUAGGACGUAACAGCUCUCGAUACUUUCAACAAGACACUAUCGACACAGAGGCCGCCACGUACAAAGACAUUAUCCAGGAGGACUUUAUAGAUGCUUAUUUCAACAACACAUUAAAAUCCAUCAUGUCGUUUAACUGGGCAGCUCAGUACUGCGAAGAUGCUCAAUUUCUUUUGUUUGUGGACGACGACUUUCUCAUUGACUUCCCAAAAAUUCAGCGUUACAUCUAUUCUAUUCCGGAGACUGAUGUUGCGACACUUUUUACAGGCCAUCGAAUAGCUCAGCCGGUUGUGAGAGAUCGAGAGUCCAAAUGGUACUUGUCAUGGGAAGCAUUCCCUUACAAAUAUUGGCCUCCAUAUCUAGCAGGCGGUGCUUAUCUCACCAGUAUGCCAGUUGCAAAGAAAUUUAGUUAUGCUUUCCCGUAUAUAGAUAUUUUAGGCAUAGAUGACGCGUGGCUGGGUAUUGUCGCUAGGAACUUGCGGAUCUAUCCACAAGAUCAUCAUUUCUUUCAUAACAACGGCAGAUACUCCCAUUUAGCUCUUGUCUACCAAUGUUGUCAUACUGAAAAGGAGAUGAUAGAUACUUGGUGGCAAUAUAAACACAACACAAACUUCCGAUUCGGGACUUUGUAACUGGGCGAAAAAUUACUCAAUUCAAAACUUUCACCCAUUCAUCAUUUAAUUGUGUUUUUGAGAUAAACAUGUGCAUUCUGUGUUCAAGAACAAUUCUUAUGGAGAUGCUAGAUGCUAAAUCAUCAGCAGAUAUUCAUUAUAUGGAUUGUGUACAUAACGCGUUUAACAGUAAUAGUAUUGUAUUUUGAUUAUAUAAGCAUUAUAGUGUCUUCAUGUGGUAUAAAUGGUCGAUUUAAAUGCCUGAGCUUUAAUUUACAGACAAACCUUAUAUAGCGCACAUAUUAUACAUGUAGUAUUACCUAUUUCCGUAAUUCUCGUUGCUUCUCGUCCAGUUCCGUUGGGAACCAAAAAAUAUAUAUAUUUAGAACCCAUCCACAGAUUAUGUUGAUAAAUACAGUAUGAUAUUAUAGCAUCAAGCUCUACAUCUGGUCACGAUCUGGUAGUCAGUAUUCUGGGGGUUAAAGUUUUGCAUGGGAUACAUUGUUACUGUGAUUUUAUAGAUUUGAUAAUGUCUUCCACCAGAUGACAUACCGAUAUUCUGUUCAAAUCGACCUUCGUCAGUCCGUCUCUUGUCUGUCUGCACCCAUCAAAUUAUACUUGUGGGGUGAAUUCACGGUUCAUUCUGUAAAAAUCAAUUGCUUCCUUGACUUCACCAGUUCCACCUUGGUUCGUUACUCCCGCAUUAAAUCUCAGUGCAUUUUAGGUACGGAAAUCGAUCAUAUUACUGUGCAUUAUUCUCUAAUAUGGACAAAAAUUGCACCCCACAAGUCACAUUCCGCCAGCUGUGCAACUGUCCUUCCACCCUUAAAACAUUACCUUUGCUCUGAAAGUUUGAAAUGGAGGAACAUUGGUAAACAAAUUCCUGUAAAUAAUAGGAUUAACUUCCAAAAUAGUUGUAGUUUUUUUGGUUAUUUUGGGGUAACUAUAUACCAUUGUAAUUGGGUAUUGUAACAACCACUUCAUCAAAUACAUUGUAUCCAAUUUACCCAAGUACAAUAAAACUAGAAAAUUAAGUUUCAAAUAGAUUGAUUCUAGUCAUGUUCUCAAUGUUCAAAACUUAGUAUCACUUUUUUUUUAAAUUCACUUAUUACGUUAUUAAGAAGAUUAGAACAUGACUUUGUCACAAAUAUUGACGAUGGGGUUCAUUUGUAUGACAUGUUUUAAUUUAACUCAUUUUGUGGUUUAUGAUAGAUACGUAGGGGAAAAUGCUGAAACAUAUUCAAAUUAUCAUUUUGUCUAUUUAUUUCAUAUACUGUGUGAAAGGUGAUUAUUUAUUUUGUAAAAUUGUGUGUUAAUUGACUGUUUUAAAGCGACUAUUUACUGUAGAUUUCAUAAUCAUUAAACGGUGAUUUCUGCAUUCCUUGAAUACACAAGCCUACACCGUAAACAUGUUCUAUAAAUAUAUACUUCGAUUGAUGCAUGUAAACAAUGCUACCUGGAGAAAGCCGGAUGGAGUCACGUGGGUACAGGUGGUGAGUCCGUACACCGUCUGCU
Pecten maximus is the source of this 3174-nucleotide messenger RNA. RefSeq names its product beta-1,3-galactosyltransferase 1-like. The transcript has 2 exons. The record is from RefSeq and is a predicted model, not a curated record. Bases 529 to 1680 code for a protein of 383 amino acids. Lineage: Eukaryota; Metazoa; Mollusca; Bivalvia; Pectinida; Pectinidae. Gene Ontology annotation, cellular component: membrane. Gene Ontology annotation, molecular function: hexosyltransferase activity; UDP-glycosyltransferase activity.